Rhinolophus ferrumequinum (greater horseshoe bat) is the source of this 1738-nucleotide messenger RNA. RefSeq names its product peptidylprolyl isomerase D (gene PPID). Lineage: Eukaryota; Metazoa; Chordata; Mammalia; Chiroptera; Rhinolophidae. Gene Ontology annotation, biological process: protein folding; protein peptidyl-prolyl isomerization. The transcript is spliced from 10 exons. The record is from RefSeq and is a predicted model, not a curated record. Gene Ontology annotation, molecular function: protein binding; peptidyl-prolyl cis-trans isomerase activity. The coding region runs from base 103 to 1215 and encodes 370 amino acids.
CGCCCCCUCCAGGUCUUCGCUCAAAGAGCCACUCUCGGGUUUCAGGUGCUGGGCAGCCACGAGGUGCUCUGAGUCCGCUUCCAAACGCGUCUGCUAGUCACCAUGUCGCAUCCGUCACCCCAAGCUAAGCCCUCCAACCCCAAUAACCCUCGGGUCUUCUUUGACGUGGACAUCGGAGGCGAGCGAGUUGGUCGAAUUGUUUUAGAAUUGUUUGCAGAUAUUGUACCCAAAACUGCCGAAAAUUUUCGUGCAUUGUGUACAGGAGAAAAAGGCAUUGGACCCACCACUGGGAAACCUCUCCAUUUCAAAGGGUGCCCAUUCCAUCGAAUUAUUAAGAAAUUUAUGAUUCAGGGUGGAGACUUCUCAAAUCAUAAUGGGACAGGUGGAGAAAGUAUUUAUGGUGAAAAAUUUGAAGAUGAAAAGUUCUAUUACAAGCAUGACAAGGAGGGUGUACUGAGCAUGGCAAAUGCAGGCUGCAAUACGAAUGGUUCUCAGUUCUUUAUCACCACAGUUCCAGCUCCCCAUCUGGAUGGGAAGCAUGUGGUAUUUGGCCAAGUAAUUAAAGGAAUGGGUGUGGCAAGAAUUCUGGAAAAUGUAGAAGUGAAAGGUGAAAAACCAGUCAAAUUGUGCGUUAUUGCAGAAUGCGGAGAAUUGAAGGAAGGUGAUGAUUGGGGAAUAUUCCCAAAAGAUGGUUCUGGUGACAGUUACCCAGAUUUCCCAGAGGAUGCAGAUAUAGAUUUAAAAGAUGUAGAUAAAAUAUUAUUAAUAACAGAAGACUUAAAAAACAUUGGAAAUACUGUUUUCAAAUCCCAGAAUUGGGAGAUGGCCAUUAAAAAAUAUACAAAAGUUUUAAGAUAUGUGGAAGGAUCAAAGGCUGUUAUUGAGAAAGCAGAUACAUCAAAGCUGCAACCUAUAGCUUUAAGCUGCAUGCUGAAUAUUGGUGCUUGUAAACUGAAGAUGUCAGAUUGGCAGGGAGCAAUCGACAGUUGUUUGGAGGCUCUUGAAAUAGACCCAUCAAAUACCAAAGCACUAUACCGUCGAGCUCAAGGAUGGCAAGGAUUAAAAGAAUACAAUGAAGCAUUGGUUGAUCUUAAGAAAGCUCAGGAGAUAGCACCAGAAGAUAAAGCUAUCCAGGCAGAAUUGCUGAAAGUCAAACAAAAGAUAAAGGCACAGAAAGAUAAAGAGAAGGCAGCGUAUGCAAAAAUGUUUGCUUAAUAAGGAUUUCAAUUUUGCUUAAAUGUUACACACUGAUUGUAUGAAGGCAAUAAGAAAAUUAAAGGGGUUUUGUCUGUUAUAUAUAAUCCCUAAUGUGUAUCCUCUGAUAUUUCAGUUCCCCCUUGUUUACAGUUUAGGAAUUCUGAUAUAGGUUCUCUCUUAAUAAAAGUGUUAUAAAAUACAAUGAAGUUGAUUUGUUUUUCAUGGCUAUCUGCAUUACUCUAAGAAUGGUACCCAACAUAUUUUUAAACUCCUAAAGACACAUCUUGUUGAAUAAAUAGAUGAACGCUUAAGUUUGUAUACUGUUUCCCUCAAUUCUUUGACGCAGCUCUGUGUAACAUGGUUGGCUUGCGCUUGGUCAGCAAACUAAAGGGCCAGAAAGUCAAUGUUAGGCUCUGUGGACCAUCCCAGGCUGCCACAAACUAUGCAUUCCUGCAGCUGUCGCCAGACAGUGUGUAAACCGACGGGUACAGCACGGCUGUGUUCCAAUAAAAUGGUAAGUGGUGGGCUGGAUGCCAAGCUC